AUGCCGGCGUGCGUGCGCGCGUCCUCUACUGGGACCACUACGGUGCACGCGGUGUCGAUGCGCGCGCACCGUGUACAUGGCAUACAACGGCGGCAUUAUACGUCUAAACGUCUGGUCGACGCCGAUGGUACGCGUAUAACAUUAUGGUUGGGCGGCGGCGGCGGCGGCGUCAGCGGCUGUGGCGGCGGUGGUGGUGGUGGUGGUAGCCAUGCAACCUUCGAAACGACUGCCGCCGCCGCGUGUACGGUUCAGUCUGUAGUGCGCCGGCCGACGGAACACAGCGGAGUUAUACGACGUCGUCUGGCCAACGGGUACCCGCAGCAGCAGCAGCAGCAGCAGCAGCACCACCGUGUCGCCGCCGUCGUCGGCCAGCACCGCCAACAGAACCGCCGGAAACAAAACCGGCGCUCGGCGAAGAGUUUUCGCCACGGCGUGCCGCCCGUAGUGCAGCACCGCCGCCACGCGACUGUCGCGCGUUGUUCUUUUCGCGCGCCCGUUGACGACACCGUAACGAUAUUAUAA
Cinara cedri is the source of this 522-nucleotide messenger RNA. NCBI's taxonomy places the organism in Eukaryota, Metazoa, Arthropoda, Insecta, Hemiptera, Aphididae. The record is from the annotation of a GenBank genome assembly.